This is a messenger RNA of Cryptotermes secundus, 1245 nucleotides long. Its product is annotated as keratinocyte proline-rich protein-like. Lineage: Eukaryota; Metazoa; Arthropoda; Insecta; Blattodea; Kalotermitidae. The record is from RefSeq and is a predicted model, not a curated record. The coding region runs from base 35 to 1075 and encodes 346 amino acids. The transcript has a single exon.
CGUCUCCUUGGUCGCCAUCGCGUGUGCCAACGUGAUGCCGGAGGGCUUCGCCCCAGAAGAGACGGCCGAGGCAGUUUCAGCGCCCGCAGAUAGCAGCCCCACAAAACGUGGUCUGCCCCCUCAUGGCUAUGGGCUUGGACACGGCGGCAAACAUCUGGGCGGCUUCUACCCACGGAAGGAGAUUCCCCCGGUCAUCAAAGAGACCGUUAAAGUUGCGGAGCCCUAUCCCGUUGGUGUCAAGUUCCCUGUUCCAGUUGACCGGCCUUAUCCCGUGUUCAAAGAAAUCCCUGUUCCUGAACCUUUCCCUGUUGAAGUCAAGGUCCCAGUUGAUCGCCCCUACCCUGUGGAAGUUCCAGUCCGUGUUGAACACCCCUACCCUGUUGAAGUCCCUGUACCCGUGCCUCAGCCCCAACCGUACCCUGUCAGAGUCCCAGUUCGAGUCCCUGAACCCUACCCUGUUCAGGUCGAAGUCCCUGUCGAUCACCCCUACCCUGUUGUAGUGGACCGGCCUUUUCCUGUCGUCGAGCGAGUUCCAUUUGAAGUGCAAGUCCCCGUGGAACGUCCCUACCCAGUUGAAGUGCGAGUCCCUGUCCCUGAACCUUUCACUGUGGAAGUGCCAGUAGACAGGCCCUACCCUGUGUACGUCGACAGGAAAGUCCCCGUCCCUGAGCCCUACCCCGUCGAGGUGCCUGUGCAGGUUCCCGUCUACAUCCCUAUUGAGGUCCCUGUCGAGGUGCCCGUUGACCGUCCCUACCCAGUUGAAGUGCGGGUUCCUGAGCCCUACCCCGUAGAACUGCCUAUUGGCAUUCCUCAGACACCACUCCCGCUCGCACUGUCUCAGACAUAUCCAGUAGGAAAGCUGGCGCCAUCUUUACCCUUCGGACGUUUUGGUUUCGGAAGCCCUGUCCCUGAAGUGCCUGUCGCAAUCUCAGAACCUUAUUCUUUCCUUGAUGUUGAGGACUGCAUUUACCCUGAACCAGUGACCUCUCUGUUGCCCGGAAAAUUCCCUGGACUCUUACCCUACGCCUUGAAGGAACAGAGUCCGAUCUUUCGCCUUGGUUACAAUGGCUUCUGAUGAAGCCACCUGCGCUAAUUUAAAUGAUUGUAUUCGUAAAUGAAUUAUUUAUUUAUGUGAAACAUUGCAGAUAUAUGUUAAUUAGAGGACGUAAUUUGACUGCCGAUCAGUAUUGUAAUUUAUUUGACUUUAAAACAGUUGUAUUCUUAAAUUAUCCCUUUCCUAAUUUG